UGCUGACUUUCGCUUUUCUUCCGCCUUCAUCUGUUGUGCGCUUCCGGCGGGGCAUCUUGGCGCGACCUCAACAACAUGAAUUACCUAUGUGUCCAGCUCUAAACACACUCGAAUAAAAGUGGGUUACCGGAUAUAUGAAGAGACUUGUGCAGCGCAUAUAUCGUCUGCGCAUGCGCGAUCCGCCUCCUGCAAACAUCAUGGCGCAGCAAGAGCCGAAUGGAGGUUUUCCAUAUUUACCUUCAGGGGCGGCCGAGGUGAACCGAAUGAUAAAGGAGCACAGUGACCUGUUCUCUGAUUCUCGGUGUAAAGUAUGCAGUGCUGUUUUAAUCUCAGAAUCCCAGAAACUUGCACAUUACCAGAGCAAAAAACAUGAGAGCAAAGUACGCCGGUACAUGAGCAUUCAUGGUAAUGAGGAGCCCAUCGCAAAACGGUUCAAGCCUUCAGGAGAUACCUUUAAUGUUGGCGAAGGGGACAAAUACAAAGCCUGCACUGUGUGCAACAUGACAUUCUCUUCCCCAGUAGUGGCACAGUCACAUUACCAGGGCAAAGUUCACUCCAAGAACCUUCGCUUGAAGACCUUUGGUCAGCAGACUCCUGCAUUACCUCAGCCCAAAGUGCAGGUGAAGAAGGAUGAAUGGCUACCUGAAGGUGUGCAGGGGCCAGCAGGAGACCCCAACCGCUUCUGCUCCAUCUGCCAGGCUUCCUUCAACAAUCCCCUCAUGGCUCAGCAGCACUACAGUGGCAAGAAACAUAAAAAACACCUGACUAAACAGAAGCUGAUGGAGACUUAUGGGCCGUCCUCUGCACCAGCCUCCACACUGAAGGGCUACCCAUGUACUGUGUGCAAGAUUGAGCUGAACUCCGUGGAGCAGUACCAGGCCCACAUCAGCGGUUCCAAACACAAGAACCACGGCAGACCCAAGAAAGGGCCAAAUGCAUUUCCCGGCCGCCCUCAGAACUACCAGCCCCUUUUCCAGUAUCCACCCAAUCAGGAAGGACCAGAGAAUGCGGUGAACUGGAACAGCUUCAACUUGGGCUAUGAGUGAGAAGACGCUGUCAGACUCCGCUGCACUCUUCUCAUUUGUGACAAGCUUCCUCUGUUUAGGCACAGGUCAAUGUGUGUCUGCACUGUGCAUCUCCUAAGGCCAGCUUUCACCACACUACAUCUCUUCCUAUCUAUUCUUGUCGCUCUCACACACAGUUGAGGGACCACAAUAAACGACCACAGCUUUUUAAUUUUUUUGUCCCCGCUCCAAAACCGAAGACAAGGAGGCAGAACUUUGCUGCUUUUUUUCCAUUAGUGUUAUGUUAAGUGUUUAUUUGGUUUACGAAAAUUAAUUUCUACAAUCUCCAUAAUUCAGAUGCAGGUUCGGAAGGUGGUUUCGGGAGAUGUUUUGUCUAUAUGUUUGAUAUUCUUACUCUUACUUGUUGCUUAUUAUUUUAAACUGCUCAAGCUCCAUGUUUUGUUAAAUGAAUGACUGUGAUGUUUAAAUCUGUUGAAUUUGAUAGUGUGUGACAUUUGGAAAGUUUGUUUUUUUGGGAGCUUAGAGUGCUUUAUUUCUGAUUUUCUAUGUCAAUUUAAAAAAAAAAAAAAAAAAGAUUUUUUUAAAACCAUUAUUAGUGAUUUACUCUGUUUGUUCUAGGCUGGAUGUUAGUUGUCUUUCAUUUCUCAUGGCUCCUUUCCAUUUCCACAUAAAUCUUUAAGUAGGAAGUAUACUGUAAUUUCAUAUGCUUAAUAGAGAUUUAA
Molecule: messenger RNA, 1747 nt
Organism: Carassius carassius (crucian carp)
Lineage: Eukaryota; Metazoa; Chordata; Actinopteri; Cypriniformes; Cyprinidae
Gene: znf346
Product: zinc finger protein 346
Exons: 8
Coding region: 135-1046 (303 amino acids)
Molecular function (GO): zinc ion binding; nucleic acid binding
Source: RefSeq, a predicted model, not a curated record